GAUCGCAUCUCUGCUGCGGGUGGAUCGGCGGGUGGACUGUGAAGUGAGUGACUCGUCUCUACUACUGGGGCCACAGAGAGGGAUAACCGCAGAGGAAUAUACUGACCCAGAUCGUGUGUUGAAGGAGCUACUGGCUGAGGACCGGGGAUCAUGAAGCUGUGGAAAAAUAGUAGCCCUCGUCAACAGAGCGAACUCGGAUAGAGCCGGAGUAUGUGAGGACCCCAGACGCACCGAUGGACGCCUUUAGGCAAUGUGUCCUCCUGGCACUCGUGUUGUUAGAAGUGGCAGGACGCUCCGAGGACGAAUGUGGGAGUGGAAGAGCGAGUUGUGAGGUGACGGCGGUCCAAGAGGGGAUGGUGAACUUGGUGUGUGGAGGAGACCUGUACAGAUCAAGCAAUACUGGCAGACUCGACUCGAAUAAUGGGCGACUAGGCGAACCCAUCGACCGGCGCAAUACAAGUACACUGGACAAUAUUAAACCAGAGAGUGAAGGAACAGAUGGAACAAUCAGUGAUAAAGUGAUUACACAGCCGGCCGAUGGGCUUUCCGUCUACACUGCGACAACAGACCGAGGGCCGACCAGAGCCGCACCCAUCGACCGGCGCAAUACAAGUACACUGGACAAUAUUAAACCAGAGAGUGAAGGAACAGAUGGAACAAUCAGUGAUAAAGUGAUUACACAGCCGGCCGAUGGGCUUUCCGUCUACACUGCGACAACAGACCGAGGGCCGACCAGAGCCGCACCCAUCGACCGGCGCAAUACAAGUACAUUGGACAAUAUUAAACCCGAGAGUGAAGGAACAGAUGGAACAAUCAGUGAUAAAGUGAUUACACAGCCGGCCGAUGGGCUUUCCGUCUACACUGCGACAACAGACCGAGGGCCGACCAGAGUCGCACCCAUCGACUGUGUGUGGUACAACUGUACGACAGAACAGAAAGUGCAAAGUCAUUGGUCUACAGUCACUACAGUGCAAGUUACGUUGUUAAGAAAUAUAACGUUUUUGGAUGUUUCUCCUUUCCAGAAUGCGAGGACUAUUAUUCUAAACUCGUUUGGUUACUCUUCGUUCGUGACUUGUGGUGCUAAAAAUGUUACGGAACUCUUGACCUCGUCUUCUAAUGUUGACAAUCCUUUCUUUAUCCGGCAUAUGACAGGUCUGAAACAUUUAGAUCUUUCAAACAACAAAAUUACAGUAAUACCAGUUGAUGAUCUACCUAAAUCUGUAUUGUAUUUAGAUUUAUCCUAUAAUUACGUCGGGAUCGGUAAGAGUAUUAUCCUUCCUGAAGCUCUCAGAGUACUGAAUAUUUCUUACAAUAGCAUAACAAAUGAUAAAGACAUUAUUUUAAAAGGCAAUCUGACAGUAUUAGAUCUGAGAGGAAAUAAAUUGGUUUGCGUUCCUAUUCUUGAAAUGAACAAUUUAGAAGAGCUAUACAUGUCUGAAAAUAAACUAUAUGUUCUAAAAGGGGACGUUUUUACUAACUUGACAUCACUCGUGGUUUUGGAUCUUCGAGGAAACUGCUUGAAUAGUCUCGAGGAGACAGUGUUUCAAGGGUUGCACAAACUGCAGAGAUUGGAUAUGUCCGAAAACAACGUCGUAUCUUUAGCACCAGCAACCUUUCAGUUUUUAAGUAACCUUAUCGCUUUAUCGCUGUCUGGUAAUUCAAACCUAGGAAAUUUACAAAACGUUGAAGACGCGUCUUUUUUGUUUGGAACUGGUCAACGCCUUCAAGUCAUUGACGCAUCAAAAACAAAUCUAACAAGGAUACCUUCGACAUUAACGAGAUCCGUAAGAAAACUAAUUAUUUCAGACAACCUUAUUGGUGGUAUCCAGUGUGGAGAUCUGGACAGUUACCCGUUACUUCAAACCAUGCAAAUCUCCAACAAUCUGAUUUCUGACAUCGAAGAAGACGCUUUAGGAAGACUGGAUUUUCUUUCAAAUCUUUUAUUAUCCGGUAAUAAACUUACCGUUAUUCCUAAAAGCCUUCCCAACCAGUUGCAAAUAUUUGAUUUGAGGUGUAACUCUAUAGAGAAACUCACAAAGUACGAUUUUUUGGGUCUGCAGAAACUUCAAGUACUACUGCUAUCAAGAAACAAAAUAACCAUUAUCGAAGACGGUGCUUUUGGACAGCUAACCACUCUAGAGGUCUUAGAUCUCUCCCACAAUCCUAUCAAAUCCUUGUCCAGAACGUCAUUCUUAGGGCCAAGAAAGUUAAGAGAAAUUUACUUGAUUUCAUUGAAAGAUCUGAUCCCCAUUCAAGAACCAUUUUCAUUUCCAGCCCCUGAAUCCGCUCACUUGGAAGUUUUAAAUAUGGAGUCCAGUCCGAUUCUAGCCACACAACUCAUGGAAGAUGUCGCUGCCCUAACGAUGUUCCAUGAACUGUUCGAGCUCAAUUUGAACCACUGUAGACUGUCCACCCUAAGGAGUGAUUUACCUGCGUACCUUCCGAGACUGCACAAGUUGGAACUGACCGGUAACAAGUUUAACUGCACCGACAUAGUCUGGCUAGUCAAGUGGCUGCAGGCUCUGAACAUUUCGAUGCGAGACACCGGUAGAUUCAGACGAGAGAUAUAUAACUUAAAGGAUAUAUGUUGUGAAGAAGCCACCGAAUCUAAAAGUUACGACGAAAUGACUGUAAUAUGCGCCAGCCCCGCGUAUCUCUCAGGAAAACAGAUCAUCUCUCUCGAGGAGGAAGAUUUCCCUGAUUUGAAGUUAACGAGUUCUCCGCAUCCGCCAGCGAGUCAAGUUUCUAUCACCACAUCUUAUCUCGCACGUUCUCGCCCGAACUCGGCGAACAAUACAUCAUCCUCAGUAUUAGGUAUGAUCGACACGCCGAUCAAAACAACUCUAUCUAUUUAUAACGUUACUCAAAUCGCUUCUUACGAAGUUUCAACUACACACACAAUAUCUCGAACUUCUCUCGAAAAUACACUGUUGAACACUAUUCCUCACGAGCCGAAUCUCAAAAGAACAGAAAGUACUGAAUUUCAGGACACUGCGACCCGCGUAUCAAAGGUGGAAUUUUUAAAAACGUGGAGCGAAGAUAUUUCGAGGAAUCGAUCGGCACAAAAGUGGAGGUAUUUAAAUAGUGAAACAAAAUACCAACUAGCGACCUCAGAGCCGAUCGUUUCGUUACUAAACGACACAAACACUAUUCUGAGUGAUUAUGACAAUCACAUGAACGAGUCGAUCAGCUCGGGAGUGUACAUGGCACACGGGCUUUCGGCGCCCUCCCACCCGGGCAUGAUGGUCUUCCUGGCGAUCGUCGGUAUCUUCUUCCUGGCAGCGUCCACGAUGGUGUACUCGCAGUGUUCGCGUGCCAGGAGAGCCAGAGAGUAUCGGCACCACCAGGACAUAGAAGUCUCCAGUUUCGGCGGUAAUGAACUGUGGUGACCUCUACUUACCGAUCCUAGGGAAGGUUUGAGGUGAAACCGAAUAAGUGUAAGUCGUGGCUUCGUGUGAGUUCAGCCAUGUGGUCGGCUGAUACAACUAUUCAGGUAUUCAUUCAUUGAAUGUUCCAGGCGAUUCGAGCAAUUUAUUUUAAUUAUUUCGAAAGAACGUAACGAGUUACGGAUUUGUCUUUUGAAUUUAUUAGCUUUAUUCUAAAAUAUUAUUCUAAACUACUAUCGACCACGAGUAUAUGUUGCAGUCACGUUUUCAAUUUUCAAUACUACCAUUCAUAUUGAAAAGUGCGGAGCACAGUACCACAAGAAUAUUUCAUUUUCUUAGUAACCUUAAUAGCAAGGUCAUCAUUUACUGUAGUCAGGUGUGUAGCUUAGUGCAGAAUAUAUAUCCAGAUUACACUAGAGUCUAAUGUAGAAAUAUUGAAAACUGUAUUUUACUAUCACAAUUGUUAUAUGCACAUGCAGUAAAUCAAAAUUGAGAUUUUCAGCUAUGGUUUUUCAUUACUCUGAGAAACAAUGCCAGUUGUUUCAGGUAUUAUGUUAUACAGUUGGCCUCUGUUUGAAAUUUCAACUUAUUUCAAUCCUGAAAGCUAAGGUUUAGUAAAAAGUCUAUUCUCAAAUCCAAGAUGUAUUUUGAAACAUUAAAAAAGUUAAGGUUUGAUAAGUUGUUGGUUCCCUCUCCGUAAAAUAAAUAUAGCUUUAUUAUUUUAUUAUAUAUUAUUUAUUCUAACUUAAAUUUUAGAUUAUAGGGGAGUUUUGGGAGUUAAUAAUAGUAUUUUCAUUGAUCUACCGAAGUUAUUGACAAGAAGUGCAUUAGUAUAAAGUGGCGCAGUUGUUCUGUAUUAAUGUAAUGUUGAAAAUUUCGUAGAAACAUCGUCUUCCUGUAAAACGUCAGUAUUAACACUUUAACUAAAACCAUAAAAAUUAAUGAUAAUAAUAUAAUUUGAUGCUUUAUAUGUCAAUAAAUAUUGUAAAUUUGACAUGCUUUAUUUUACAUUAGGCAAUUUAAUUGUAAGCACAUUACUUGUAAACUAUAAAUGUCAAAAUAUAUAUUUGGGGAUUUUGUAAGAAUAUUAUAUUUUUUCAAAUUUGUAUUGAGGUACGGAGUAGUUUUCCUAAUGUUUGUAAUAUAGUUAAAGAGAAUAUAGUCAGCGGAAGUGUAUUUAGAUUUAGUUAUUUGUAAUAAUACCUUUUUACUUGUAAUGUAGUAUGUGAUAAAGCUUUGAACCAAUAAUUUAGUAGGCUUUGGUUUUAAUAAUGAGGUUUGUACUAAUUAUUAAUUAUAAUGUUAUUAGUUUGGAAUACUAAGUGUAAUGAAAUUCAAAUUUUAACAAUUAACCUAUGUUUACAAAUAUAUUUAUAACACAUCAUAGUUUGUACAAAUUAUAAAUGUAAUUAUUUUAAAAUUUAUAUAUAAUAUUAAGUGGGGGAUUUGAAUGGUUCAUAUUUACUAUAUAGUUGUUUCACAAAAAAUAUCCUUCUAAAAAAAUUAAGUUAACGAUUCUAACCAAAUUGUAGUUUAUUGUGGGCUGAACAAAUGUAACUAGCAUCUAGCAGCAGUUGAGGUAAACAUGUAAAUAGACUUCUUAUAUGACCUGUUUACCAACUCGUUAAGAAAGAAAUGUUAGCUUAAGGUUUUCUAUUGUCUAAACCAACAUGUAAAUAUCCCUAGGUUGUGCAAUAAGCAAUCAGAUAAAUCAUUUAUUUAAACA
Messenger RNA from Homalodisca vitripennis (glassy-winged sharpshooter), 5112 nucleotides. RefSeq lists its product as uncharacterized. Lineage: Eukaryota; Metazoa; Arthropoda; Insecta; Hemiptera; Cicadellidae. The record is from RefSeq and is a predicted model, not a curated record. Gene Ontology annotation, molecular function: protein binding. Bases 234 to 3389 code for a protein of 1051 amino acids. The transcript is spliced from 2 exons.